Molecule: messenger RNA, 306 nt
Organism: Saprolegnia parasitica CBS 223.65
Lineage: Eukaryota; Oomycota; Saprolegniomycetes; Saprolegniales; Saprolegniaceae
Exons: 3
Source: RefSeq, a predicted model, not a curated record
UACCGCCAGCCGCCGCCCGUGCAGGCGCCGUACCAGCCACCACCGACCUCGUACGGCGCGCCCGAGCCGUACGCGCCACCGCAGCGGGACCCGCGCAUGAUGGCGCGCGACCCGCGUGGAGAUCCGCAUCCGCGACUGGCCCCGCCGCCGCAGCUAGGUGGCUUUCAGAGCGCGCCGCACGCGUUGCAGCCGCCGCCCUACGCGCCGCGCGGAGGACAUGGCGACCCGCGCCGGUCGCCGCCGGCCCCGUACGCUCCCCAGGGCGGCAAGUACGGAGGACGCCGCCCGGGCCCGGGCCGACGAUAG